AUGCAUUUCACUAGCUCCCCUCUCUACUUCGCCGUCGUUGGCUUGUCAUCCUCGUCUGCUGUCCUUGCAGCUGUCCUGCCCUACGGACAAUGCGGUGGCAAGACCUUCCAGGGUGAGAGCAGCUGUGCCGAGGGCUGGUCUUGUGUCAAGAUGAACGAUUGGUACAGCCAGUGUGUUGCUGGUGGUGGAGCCGGCCCAGUCCCUCCUAUUGGCACCGGUGCCCCGGCUGCCCCUACUCCUACCUUCAACGCCACUCUGCCAAUCGCCGAGCCUGCUGCGGUUGUCUCACCCACUCCUGCUGCUUCUCCCGCCAAUAACUCCGCCCCCGCGCCCAACGUCGCCGGCAACGGUGCCAACGGCGCCAAGUGCAACCUCGAUGCUGCCAUGAAGGCCAAGGGCAAGAAGUACCUCGGUGUCGCCACUGACCAAGGUCUUCUCGGCACCGGCAAGAACGCCGACAUCGUCAAGGCCAACUUCGGUUGCGUCACCCCUGAGAACAGCAUGAAGUGGGAUGCCACCGAAGGCACCCAGGGCCAAUUCACCCUCUCCGGUGCCAACUUCCUUGUCGACUUUGCUACCAAGAACGACAAGCUUGUCCGUGGCCACACCACUGUCUGGCACUCGCAACUUCCUACCUGGGUCUCCUCUAUCACCGACAAGACCAAGCUCACUGAGGUCAUGGUCGCCCAUAUCAAGAAGAUGAUGACCACCUAUGCCGGCAAGGUCUACGCCUGGGACGUAGUCAACGAGAUCUUUGCCGAAGACGGUGGUUUCCGCUCUUCCGUCUUCUACAACGUUCUCGGUGAAGACUUCGUCGCUACCGCCUUCGCCGCUGCCAAAGCCGCCGACCCAGCCGCUAAGCUCUACAUCAACGACUACAACCUCGACAGCCCCGGCUACGCAAAGACAAAGGCCAUGGCUUCGCACGUCAAGAAGUGGAUCGCCGCCGGUGUUCCCAUCGACGGUAUCGGCUCCCAGUCCCAUCUUUCUGGUGUCUGGCCCAUGUCUGAUGUCCCUGCUGCUAUGGAGCUUCUCUGCGGUUCCGCCCCUGAGUGCGCAAUGACUGAGCUCGACAUCAAGGGUGGAGCUUCAAGCGACUACAAGACUGCCUUUGACGCUUGCCUGAACCAGAAGAACUGUGUUGGUGUUACCGUUUGGGGUGUCAGCGACAAGAACUCGUGGAUUGGCGCUGCCGCUACCCCGUUGUUGUUCGACGGUAACUUCUCGGCUAAGCCUGCUUACAACGAGCUUUGCUCCGCGCUUGCUUAG
Molecule: messenger RNA, 1269 nt
Organism: Pyrenophora tritici-repentis Pt-1C-BFP
Lineage: Eukaryota; Fungi; Ascomycota; Dothideomycetes; Pleosporales; Pleosporaceae
Product: glycoside hydrolase family 10 protein
Biological process (GO): carbohydrate metabolic process
Cellular component (GO): extracellular region
Molecular function (GO): cellulose binding; hydrolase activity, hydrolyzing O-glycosyl compounds
Source: RefSeq, a predicted model, not a curated record